AUGGCCAAGAAGGGUACGGAGAAGGUAACUUGGAUGAAAUUGAAGACAGAACCUCUCAGCUCCGAAAAGAAUUUCACAAAAGUCUGGAAGGCUCUUUUCAGCUUAUCUCAAGUAAGAGACAUAAAGUUCGAUGAAGAGUCCAACACGGUCACAAUCAAAGUGGUUUGCUGUAGUCCUGAGAAAGUCAUGGACAAACUCUGUUCCAAAGGACGUGGAGCCAUUAAGCUCAUCGAGACCAUCGACCCACCCAAACCUCCGGCCGAAAAGCCCAAAGAGCCUGAGAAGCCCAAAGAAGCUGAAAAACCUAAAGGACCAGAAAAACCUAAAGAACCAGAGAAGGCCGCACCAGCCGGUCCAAGUUCCCAAUCAGUAAUGGUAACACAUCCGUUUAAUGGGCCUAACUACGAAUGGGUUCAACCCAAUGGGUAUUAUGAAAGGCCCAUUUACGAUAGCUACAGUAGCCAACCUCCUCCAUUCCCAUACCCAUACGGUGGCAGAUCACAUUACGGUAGCGAAGAGACUCCGUCGUGCCAUUUGAUGUGA
Messenger RNA from Capsella rubella, 543 nucleotides. RefSeq lists its product as uncharacterized. The transcript has 3 exons. Lineage: Eukaryota; Viridiplantae; Streptophyta; Magnoliopsida; Brassicales; Brassicaceae. Bases 1 to 543 code for a protein of 180 amino acids. The record is from RefSeq and is a predicted model, not a curated record.